Messenger RNA from Striga asiatica, 1020 nucleotides. Lineage: Eukaryota; Viridiplantae; Streptophyta; Magnoliopsida; Lamiales; Orobanchaceae. The record is from the annotation of a GenBank genome assembly.
GACACUGUGUCCACUCCAAGCUCUAUACACUUGCCCUUCAUCCACACACACAAACACACACUUUCAUCUGCAUUUUAACACGCAAAUCGCCUUCACGCAAUCCAAUCCCUUUGCCUCGCUAUAUAUAUACUCGCGCACACUCAUGAAUGUGUGGAGCCGCAGUUUUCCGGUCCGCGUCCUAGGGUUUCGUGCGCCGCAGGUUCUAGGUUUUCAGAGGAAAAAAUGGUGUCCGGCCGUCGAGCAAAGAGAUCGAGGACCGAAGCGGCGGCGGUGGAGGAGGACGCCGAUGACCUGGCCCUCGCCAUUGAGAAGGUUCAGGAAGUUCAAGACGAGCUUAAUAAGAUUAACGAAGAAGCCAAUCACGAGAUAUUGGCUAUCGAAAAAAAAUAUGAUCAAGUUCGAGAUCCCAUUUACGUAAGGAGAGAUAAGAUCAUCAGUGGAAUACCGGACUUUUGGUCAACUUCGCUCUUGAGUCAUCCUACUAUCGAGGAUCUGUUGAACAUGGACGAUCGAGAGAUAUUUAAGUACUUGGAUACUCUUCAUGUGGAGAACUUCAAAGAUGAUAGGAUGGGUUAUUGCAUCACAUUUAAUUUCAAGCCCAACCCAUAUUUUCAUAACACCAAACUCACUAAGACUAUGGAGUUUUUCGACGAUGGGACUCUGAAGUCAACUGGCACGACUAUCAAGUGGAAGCCGGGCAAGGGCCCAUCUGACAUCAGCAAUUAUAUGAAGGAAGGAAACAAAAGGUCAUCAUCUCCAAAUAGCACACUCGUGAAUGCCAGCUUCUUUGACUGGUUCGAGUUUCACCCUGAGUAUACAAUAGAGGUGGAUCGUGAUCCGGUUGCGGAGCUAAUUAAGGAAGAUAUAUGGGCGAACCCUAUUGAGCACCUUAACAAUGUUCAUCAUGAUGACGAUGAUGAUGAUGAUGAUACUGAUGAUGAUGAUGAUGACGACGAUGAUGCCGACAAUGAUGAGGAUUAUGAUGGGGAAAAUGAAGAUACCGAGGAAGAUGAUGAAGAC